AUGGCAUACAUUGCAUUCAAUAAAGCGCUUGAGGUAUUUGCAGAUGAACUUUUAAGACAUCAAUCAUUGAGAAGGUAUCUUAUGACUGCUGAUUCAGUAUCUUCCGACUGUGAAAAGACUUUUGUGUGCCAAUUUUCUUCUGGAGAUAUUGCUGCUGUCUUGGAGGUGAUAUCUACGCAUGUUAUCCUGUCAUUUUCUAAUGAGAAAGCAUUUGAGAAUUUCAUCAGUAUAUUAUGUUUGCAUUGGAACGGAGAUUUUAGAUUUCAUGAACUUGGAAUUGCCAGUGCCAUGGCGUUGCUGCUUGACCCUGUUGUGUAUUCUACGACAAAGAUGUUCCAGGCACAUGUAAUUUCAUUGGUUUCUGAAGUCAUUGAUUCUGGCUUAUCUUCGGGGAAUUUGACUCUAGAUAUAAGCUACUACUUAGCGGCAUUUCAAAAAUCUGUUAGCUUGUACUCUAAGCAUGUGUCUAGCUUGCAAAUGGUUAGUUUUUGCAUCGAAUUGAGUUGUGCCUAUAAUAGAACCAUGUUUGAGAGAGGUGUUCCAAUUUUUGAAUCUUAUAUUCAGGAAGGAACACACACCAAAUUAAGUCAAGUCUUAUCAAAAUCAAAUAGUUCAUUGGACUCUUACGGUUGCAAAAUGUCAUCUAAAACAAAAGCUGACCUUUUGACUGAGUACAUAGAAUAUAUGAAAGGGAGACAAUACAUAUUUACUGAUUCAUGCCGGGGUAAGGCUGCCUCAACCUUAUAUUACAUAAUCCAUCAAGCUUUCUCUCAAGAUUCUGCUGGAGAUUUAUUGUAUUUAAAGAAAAACACUAGUGCUGAAGAUAUUUAUCUUCUUGCAUCCAUAUUGAAGUUAAUGAGUGUUUCACUGCUACAAGCAAUUAAAUGUCUAAGUAAGAGUGGUGAUCCAGGUUGUCUGAAAACCACAGGAAGUUCCUCUGUGCAUGAUGAAUAUGAUUUCUUGAACAGCAUCAUCAACCCUUUUCAACAAUUUAAGUUUUGUUUACCCAUUCAGACCUUGCUGCACAAUAUGUUGAAAAAUCAGCAAACAAAUUACCAAGUCUCUAAAUUAAUGUUUGUGCACUUUUCAGGCUUGUUAUCUCUAAGUUUUUACAAUGGUUUUGAUGUGUUAGCAAAAGGAUGGAUCUUUGAUUACCCAACUGAAAGAGGGAGGGAAACCUUGUACAAGUAUCCACAAAAUCAUUAUCAUGUCGAUGGUGAUGCUCUCUUGCUGAGUGCGUGCCAAUUGCUGCAAGAAGAGCCUGAAUUACAAACUAUAGAUGAUUCAUCACAAACUGCAAAGAUAAACCGUAAAGGCAUUAGAAGUUUCAGCCGAGUAAAGAGAAAUCUACAUUUCACAUAUGAUGAGGAAGCUAGCAUCUUCAGAUGA
Molecule: messenger RNA, 1389 nt
Organism: Vicia faba (fava bean)
Lineage: Eukaryota; Viridiplantae; Streptophyta; Magnoliopsida; Fabales; Fabaceae
Source: the annotation of a GenBank genome assembly